AUGGCUUGGCAAGUAAUACUGUUUUCUUCUUGUCUUUAUUUAGUGACAGAAGCAUACCAGGUUCACUAUUCUGUAUUGGAAGAAAUUAAGCAAAACACUGUUAUAGGAAAUCUUGCAGUGGAUUUGGGCAUAAGUAAGAAAGAACUGGAAACAAGAAAACUAAGGGUUAUUUCCCAUAAUAAGAAGCACAAUCAUUUUAAUGUCAGUUUAGAUGGCAAUUUAUAUGUCACUGAUAGGAUAGAUAGGGAAGAACUGUGUAGCUCGAAACCAAUUUGUCAUCUAGAUCUUGAAGUUCUGGUGGAAAAUCCUGUAAAUGUUUACCCUGUUACAGUCCAAGUCCUGGAUAUAAAUGAUAAUUCUCCAUGUUUUUCCAAGGAUAUUUAUGCAAUUGGGAUAAGUGAAUCUGCUUCACCAGGAGCUCAUUUUAUACUGGGAAAUGCAUUUGACUCUGAUCUAGGUAGCAAUUCAAUACAGAGUUAUAGCCUUAGCCCAAAUCCAUAUUUCACACUGGGCGAGAAAACUGACAGCGAAGGAACAAAACAUCCAGAACUGAUCUUGGAACAACCUCUCGACCGAGAAAACCAACCGAGAUAUAUACUCGCUUUAACAGCUUAUGAUGGAGGAAACCCCCUAAGAACUGGGACAACUCUCAUUCAAAUUGACAUACAGGAUGUUAAUGACAAUUAUCCAGUGUUCAGCCAGGACACCUAUAGAGUAACUUUAAAGGAAGAUACAUCAGUGGGUUCAGUGGUUCUUAAACUUAAUGCCAGUGACAGAGAUGAAGGAUCUUAUGGACAAGUCACUUAUUCCUUUAGUUACUUUGAUGAAAGUGCACAAAAUGUCUUCUCUAUGGAUUCUCAAACUGGAGUUAUUAAAACAAUGGAAGAACUGGACUAUGAGACAAUGCAAAGUUACAAAAUGAGUGUAGAAGCUAAGGAUGGGGGUGGGUUAGUGGCAAAAUGUGCUCUUAUAAUGCAGAUUGAAGAUGUCAAUGACAACAUUCCAGAGAUCAUGUUUGCAUCAUUGUCUACUCAAAUUCCAGAAGACGCAUUACCUGGGACACUUGUAGCAUUAAUUAAUGUCAAGGAUUUGGACUCCAGAGAAAAUGGUGAUGUUGUAUGUCAAAUUAGUGAAUCCUCCCCAUUUAAUUUAAUCCAGUCGUCUAAUAAUUACUAUAAACUUGUCACUAGAGGUCCAUUAGACAGAGAAAAAAGCACAAAUUAUAAUGUAACAAUCAUAGCUGAAGAUGGAGGUUCACCUCCUAUGAUAAGUAAAAGGAAUAUCUCCAUAACUGUUUUGGAUGUAAAUGACAAUGCCCCCGUCUUUGAUAGAACAUUUUAUAUUUACUACAUUCCAGAGCAAACCCCAGCAGGAACAUCAAUACAGAAUAUCCAUGCACAAGAUACUGAUGAAAAUGAGAAUGCUCAGAUAAUUUACUCCAUUAUGUACAGUAAUAUUGAGAAUAUUCCAGUCACAUCAUAUGUUUCCAUAAACUCAGUCACAGGAGUAAUUUAUGCUCAGAGAAAAUUUGACUAUGAACAGUUACGGGAAUUUCAGUUCCAGGUGAUGGCUAAAGACAGUGGAUCUCCUCCUCUAAGCAGUAAUGUCACAGUGAGGAUAUGUAUCAUUGAUAAGAAUGAUAAUGCUCCUAAGAUUCUCUACCCAUCACCAGACACCGAGGCAUUAUUCGAGUUUGUUCCUCACUCUGCUGAGAAAGGUUAUCUGGUCACCAAAGUGAUUGCAGUGGACGAUGACUCUGGACACAAUGCCUGGCUCUCCUAUCACUUACUCCAAGUCCCUGAUCCAUCUUUAUUCACAAUUGGUCAAUAUACUGGUGAAAUUAGGAUUGGAAGAGAUCUUCCAGAUAUGGAGUCCUUAAGGCAAAUACUUGUGGUUAUGGUGAAGGAUAAUGGAGUCCCAUCUCUGUCAUCUACAGUUACUUUGAACCUGGUUAUGGCUGAGAAUUUUCAACAAGUAGUGCCAGACAUAAGAAGACAACCCAAUAACCCAUCACCUGCUUCUAAUGCAACAUUCUACCUUGUAAUAGCUAUAGCUCUCAUCUCUGUGUUGUUUAUUGUGACAGUGCUGAUUACAGUCAUCUUUAAAUGCAAAAAGACUCAUACUCCAAUGUAUUUUGGAUCAUAUAAUAGAAAUGUGUACCCUCAGUUCACCCUAGGAUGUCCUUCUGAGAUCAGUGAUACAAGUUUACCUUUCCCAUUCUCAUAUGAUGUGUGUGUGACUCUGGACUCAAAGCAGAAUGAAAUUGCUUAUCUGAAGCCAGUGCAGAAUGUACCUACAGAGAACCUUAUUGAUACAGAAAAUCCAACUGUUGCAGAGAAUUCUAUGAUGGUUAACAUGCCUACCGAGAGUAAUACACAAGUAAGUAGAACAUUAAACUGA
Bufo bufo (common toad) is the source of this 2400-nucleotide messenger RNA. RefSeq names its product protocadherin gamma-B5-like. Gene Ontology annotation, molecular function: calcium ion binding. The transcript has a single exon. The record is from RefSeq and is a predicted model, not a curated record. Bases 1 to 2400 code for a protein of 799 amino acids. Gene Ontology annotation, biological process: homophilic cell-cell adhesion. Gene Ontology annotation, cellular component: plasma membrane. NCBI's taxonomy places the organism in Eukaryota, Metazoa, Chordata, Amphibia, Anura, Bufonidae.